AUGCCUGCUCGCAGCCUUGCCCACCUAUACGAGACAAUUAUCGUCGACGUCGGGAAUGUUCUUUUCACAUGGUCAUCCAAAGGGCUCAAUAACGCCGUCGACUCCAAGAUUUUUCGCAGGAUGGUCAGCUCUCAGAUAUGGGGGGAUCACGAAACGGGAAAACUUACAAACGAUGAAGCUUAUGCAACUCUGGCUAAAGAGUUUAAAGUAAGCAAAGAGGAUGUCCGUUCGGCCAUGAUCAGCACGAUAGGGACACUCUCACCUCGACAAGAAAUGUUCGACCUGAUUCGAUCCCUCAAAGCUGGGCGCAAAAUUUAUGCCAUGUCAAACAUGUCUGAACAUUCGUGGAACAUAGUAAGAAACGCAGGAGCUAAGCAAUGGGAGAUUUUUGAUGAUGUCUUCAUAUCUGGUUCGGUUGGAUGUCGUAAGCCCGAGACGCCAUUCUAUAAACAUGUUCUUCAAAAAACAGGCGCCAAACCUUCGCACACUAUCUUCGUCGAUGAUACCUUGGAAAACUUGGCGACAGCCCGUAUCUUUGGAAUCAGACCCGUCCUUUACGAUAAUUUUCCCAGCGUCGAAAGAACCUUAAGGAAUUUGUGUGGCGAUCCCGUUUCCCGAGCUAGAGCAUUCCUUGUCAACAAUUCAAAAAAGCACCAGUCUUACGCUUCCACUGGCGAUAUCAUUCACGAAAACUUCUGUCAACUGAUGAUACUAGAGGCCACCCAGGACCCUUCUCUGGUGGAUUAUCUUACUUACGAGGCGGAGUGGGACUUUUUCCAAGAGUUAAGCGGACAGUUUACAGACGCAGUAUUUCCAGCCGACCUUGAUACUACAUCCAUGGCGUGGACGGUCAUUCCCGACAUUACAACAGAUGCUAUCAAGCACAGAGUAAUGGAUAGAAUGGUUGCGGACUUUUUGGAUAACGAUGGUAUUCCAUUCACCUAUUUCGAUAGAAAUCGUGCCAGAAGAGACCACGGAGUCUGCGUAAACGUCCUCACUCUAUUCUACGCAAACGGACGAGGCCAUGAGCUCACACGGGCAACCGACUAUGUUUAUUCACUCCUCCAGUCUGGUGCUUAUCUAGAGGGAUCAAGAUACUACAGGUCUCCAGAAAUAUUUCUGUACUUUGUCUCUCGUUUAUUGGAGACGUCUCCUCUUCUUGAACGUCGUAUGGGAGAUUUAUUCAAGGAAUGCUGCCGUCAGCGUAUCGGAACCCCUGCAGACCCUUUAGCACUGGCCAUGCGUUUGCAUUGUUGCACGCGCUGUGGUCUUGAUGCUAGUACCGAUUUUAAAAGGCUCCUCGAUUUACAGCAGGUGGAUGGCGGAUGGGAAAGCGGAAUACUCUAUACAUAUGGAUUGGUAAAUAUAACAGUAGGUAAUAGGGGUUUAACGACUGCGAUAGCACAAAGGGCAAUCAUAGAGUACCUCACUAAAUUUGGCCCCAUUCCGAGCUAG
Psilocybe cubensis is the source of this 1455-nucleotide messenger RNA. RefSeq lists its product as uncharacterized. The transcript has 2 exons. The record is from RefSeq and is a predicted model, not a curated record. Lineage: Eukaryota; Fungi; Basidiomycota; Agaricomycetes; Agaricales; Agrocybaceae. The coding region runs from base 1 to 1455 and encodes 484 amino acids.